GUAGCGUGACAUAUAUGUACAUAUAUGUUAUGUACAUAUAAGUCUUGACGCCCCCGGACACUUCCACUCACAAAGGUCUUCCAAGUCUCUUGUCCUUUUUUUGUCUAAUGGUUUCGUCAAGAUCUGCUAUCUUGUGCCGCAUGCUUUCCAACUUACCACCAAUAGCAUAGCACUUAACACUGCUUCCACCAAAUCAUAACAUCCAACUCCAACAAGCAGCAUAAUCACAAAACACAACAUGGAUCAAGCUCGAGCUUCCAGAAUGAUCCACAGCAGUCGUCCCGGCCUCACCCGCCGACCUGCCGUUGCUCUCGCCGCCCUCGCCGCCACCGGCAUCGCAGUCGCCGUCCAGUACCAGCGGACCGCCCUGACCCGCAACGAGCAGGCCCAGAAGAACUCCCCCGAUCACCCCAACUUCUACGUGAGCGUCGACCGCAGCGGCGGUGGUAUCUAAACAAGCAAUCAUUGCAGUCAUCACAAUUGACUGAAUUGCCCCCCUUCCCAUCACACACACGAAAUUGCGUUUGAAAAAAAAAAAGCAAACAAAGAAGCAAAUCUGGAACAAAGCACGAUGGAGGGGAACCGUGUUCGGAAGUUUGUUGGGGGAGUUUCGCGAUCAAUUGGGAGAACCAUAGGUUGACAAAUCUACCUACCUACCUACCUACCUACUUGAGUAUAUCAAAAGGGGAUUUAUGGAUGUGGAGUAGAUCUUUUGGGGGUGCAAAAGUUAUAUUAAAAAAGGCUUUGAAGAAGAAGUAAGAGCUGAGGACUUAAGAUUACCUAAGGUAACUUAUCUCAAGCGUGUACGUGAUUCGACGUAUAUGUGUACGAUCGAAUACAAGAGAAGGUAUCUACAAUAUAGGUAUACAGGCCGGCGUACUUAUAGAGUGCAAUGUCAGGAAAAUCAAACGUUAAGAAUUAAC
Messenger RNA from Hypoxylon fragiforme, 923 nucleotides. RefSeq lists its product as uncharacterized. Bases 239 to 454 code for a protein of 71 amino acids. The transcript is spliced from 4 exons. Lineage: Eukaryota; Fungi; Ascomycota; Sordariomycetes; Xylariales; Hypoxylaceae. The record is from RefSeq and is a predicted model, not a curated record.